AUGGAGGCGGCGCUGAAGUGGCUCGCGGGGGUCCCGCUGCAGCAGCUGCUCUGCUGCGGCUCCGCCGUUCUCCUGGAGGACGCGGCCCGUCCCGAGCUGGGCGCGGGGGAGCAGCCGCACGAGCAGAGAAGCCUGGAGGAGAAGCAGAGGCGGGACGAGUUCUACGCCGCAAGGAAGGCCGAGCGCGCGGAGCUGCGGAGCCGCCUGCGGGAGAAGUACCGGCUCCCGGCGGACCCCGCCGUGGCGCAGCAUCGGGCCGGCCCCGAGUAUGCGACGCUGGACGUGUACAACCCCUUCGAGGGCCCCGGGCCGGUCCCGCCGUACCAGCCGCCCCCGGCCGCCGCGCCGCCCCCGCGGCGGCCGGGCCCCGCCGAGCCCAAGAACUACGGCUCCUACGGCACGCAGGCCUCGGCGGCAGCCGCCACGGCCGAGCUGCUGCGGCGCCAGGAGGAGCUCAACCGCAAGGCCGAGGAGCUGGACCGGCGCGAGCGGGAGCUGCAGAGCGCCGCGCUCGGCUCCGGCGCCGCGAGGCUCAACAACUGGCCGCCCCUGCCGUCCUUCUGCCCCGUGAAGCCCUGUUUCUACCAGGACAUCCCCGUGGAGAUUCCCGCCGACUUCCAGAAGACGGUGACCACCAUGUACUACCUGUGGAUGGCCAGCACCAUCGCGCUCUUCCUCAACUUCCUCACCUCGCUGGCCUGGUUCUGCGUGGAGCCCUCCCACGGCUCCGGCUUCGGCCUCUCCAUUCUCUGGGCUCUGCUCUACACGCCCUGCUCCUUCGUGUGCUGGUACCGGCCCAUGUACAGGGCCUUCAGGAGCGACAGUUCCUUCAACUUCUUUGUCUUCUUCUUCGUCUUCUUUGCCCAGAACGUCGUGUACGUGCUGGAGGCCAUCGGCAUCCCCAACUGGGGCUUCAGCGGUUGGGUCUUGACCUUCAUCGCGCUGAGGAAGAACACGGCCGUGGGCGUCAUGAUGGUCCUCGUGUCCGUGUUCUUCACGGCCGUGGCCGUGCUGGGCAUCGUCAUGCUCAAGAAGAUCCACUCGCUGUACCGCCGCACGGGCGCCAGCUUCCAGAAGGCGCAGGAGGAGUUUGCUGCCGGCGUCUUCUCCAACCAGGCGGUGCGCACGGCGGCGGCCAACGCGGCGGCGGGCGCUGCCACCGGCGCCUUCCGCGCGCCCUAG
Molecule: messenger RNA, 1182 nt
Organism: Nothoprocta perdicaria
Lineage: Eukaryota; Metazoa; Chordata; Aves; Tinamiformes; Tinamidae
Gene: SCAMP3
Product: secretory carrier membrane protein 3
Exons: 10
Coding region: 1-1182 (393 amino acids)
Biological process (GO): neurotransmitter transport; protein transport
Cellular component (GO): trans-Golgi network membrane; recycling endosome membrane
Molecular function (GO): syntaxin binding
Source: RefSeq, a predicted model, not a curated record